AUGGCUAGCGCUGCUAUGGCACGUGAAUGGAAUUGCAAGCCAUACAUGACACCCGGGACUCUUCUGAGCAAGAGUAUUGUGGCCAACCGCACGGAAACCUUCGAGAUUUCUCGCACCAAGAAGGUGGAUGGCCAUCCUGCUUUAGUCAAGGUGGAUUCUACGGAUCAGACGUUCCAGUUCUACGAAUGCGACCCUCCUAGCCCAAAUUAUAAACAAGGUGGACAAAUCCGCAGCGCUAGCAACACCUCUCUUUGCCUUUCGCCAGGCGACUUGUACCGGUACAACUACCAUGUCGGAAACUUUACCAAGUACCCUGAGGAUGCGGACGAACGCAUUUCGUUAGAGCCUUGCGCAACAGUGCACAGCCUUACUAUGCGCCGCCAAUGGUUCAUGGUGACCGAGACGGAGAACAAAUGCCUGAGUCGUGUCUCUCAACAAGGCUGGAAAACAGAUGAAGGGGCAGCAGUGGCGGCAGAAGCGGUGCUAGUAGAAAUCGAAGACGACGACGACGAAGACGACGACGAAGGAGUGUUAGACGAUGACGAAGAAGCGCUAGACGAUGACGAAGAAGCGCUAGGCGACGACGAAGAAGCGCUAGGCGACGACGAAGAAGCGCUAGGCGACGACGAAGAAGCGCUAGACGACGACGAAGAAGCGCUAGACGACGACGACGAAGAAGACGACGAAGUCAAAGCGCUCGAAGUCGAGUUGGUAGACUGA
This is a messenger RNA of Malassezia pachydermatis, 720 nucleotides long. RefSeq lists its product as hypothetical. The record is from RefSeq and is a predicted model, not a curated record. The transcript has 2 exons. Lineage: Eukaryota; Fungi; Basidiomycota; Malasseziomycetes; Malasseziales; Malasseziaceae. Bases 1 to 720 code for a protein of 239 amino acids.